Molecule: messenger RNA, 876 nt
Organism: Juglans regia (Persian walnut)
Lineage: Eukaryota; Viridiplantae; Streptophyta; Magnoliopsida; Fagales; Juglandaceae
Product: heavy metal-associated isoprenylated plant protein 3-like
Exons: 6
Coding region: 49-726 (225 amino acids)
Molecular function (GO): metal ion binding
Source: RefSeq, a predicted model, not a curated record
UCCAAACAAUCCUUCCAGCAAAUCUCUAGCUUCAGUCUAACAUACUCGAUGGAUGUGAAAUAUCAGGGCGGGAAGAAUGAGUGGGAGAAGAAGGCCAAUGGCAAAGUCACCGCCGUUUUCAAGAUGGACUUCCACUGCGAGGGCUGCGCCAAGAAAGUCGAGAAAGCUGCUCGCAGUCUCGAGGGUUUUGAAGAAGUGAAGGUAGAUUGUGCGGCAAACAAAUUGACGGUAACGGGGAAAGAGAACCCAACGGUGAUGAAGGAGAUGCUGGAGAAGAAGACGAAGAAGAUAGUGGAGCUCGUCUCUCAGCAGCCGAGGGAAGACGACCGUGGGGAUGAGAAGCCGGAGGAGAAGUCGGAGACGGAAGAAGAAUAUGAGAAGCCCAAAGAGAUCAGUACGGUAGUUCUGAAGAUCAGACUGCACUGUGACGGUUGCGUCAAUGAACUAAUGAAGAUCGUGGGGAAGUUCAACGGAGUUGAGAAGGUGGAUGUAGCUGCCGGCAAGGAUCUGGUGACGGUGAAGGGCACCAUGGACGUGAAGGAGCUGGCUGCCUACCUCAAAGAGAAGCUGAAGAGGAGCGUCGAGAUCGUUGCGCCCAAGAAUCACGACGGUGGAGACGAGAGAGCAAAUAUAUCCGAUGGCGGUAAGAAAGAGAAAGAUGAUGAUCAUUUAUGCUUGAUGGAAGCUAUGGCAUUACUGUGGAUGCAGAAGAUGGGAUUGUACUAGCUACUGUUACAAGUUUUAUAUUAGUGUAUGGAUGUUUGAGAAACUAGGUUUUAUGGAGUUUAUGAACCUUUGUUUGUGUUUGAAAAGAUCGAAGUUUUGAGAGAAGUUUUAUUAAAUAUGUUUUAGAGUGACUGCGUAUGAAUAGAUAUG